CAGCAAUAGCAGCAGCUCAAGUGAAGAUGCAUUAACAGUAUUGACAGAGGAGCAAAAGAUACAUUUACAGGACGAAGUAAGAGUAUUAAUUGAAGGUGGUGCUUUGGCUAACCUCAAGCUGGAUCCAAGUAAAAAGUGGAGAGAACAAUCACAUAAUAUUUGGC
This is a messenger RNA of Dentiscutata erythropus, 164 nucleotides long. Lineage: Eukaryota; Fungi; Glomeromycota; Glomeromycetes; Diversisporales; Gigasporaceae. The record is from the annotation of a GenBank genome assembly.